Amaranthus tricolor (Joseph's coat) is the source of this 2668-nucleotide messenger RNA. RefSeq names its product kinesin-like protein KIN-10B. The record is from RefSeq and is a predicted model, not a curated record. The transcript has 14 exons. Gene Ontology annotation, biological process: microtubule-based movement; mitotic spindle organization. Bases 154 to 2241 code for a protein of 695 amino acids. Gene Ontology annotation, molecular function: microtubule motor activity; microtubule binding; ATP binding. Lineage: Eukaryota; Viridiplantae; Streptophyta; Magnoliopsida; Caryophyllales; Amaranthaceae.
UUGCAAUUCAAAAAACAAACGGUUACUCACUGCUUCAAAGUGCAGACGACGAGAAAAAAGAACAUUAAUUCUAACCGUCACAUUUCUCUUUCUUCUUCAGUCUCUGCUUUCCCCCUCAUUUAUCUUUCUCUUUUCCUCCCAAGAUAUUCUGCAAUGGCGUCUCAUUUGAAAUCCGUAACUCCUGCGAAAUCCUCCAAAUCAAACACGAUAACAUCAAAAGUUCGUGUCGUUGUUAGAGUGCGCCCUUUUCUCGCCCAUGAAAUUGUAUUAAAGGAAGAAAAUCAAGUUCCUUGUGCAUCGAUUCUGGAUGAUGAUGCUCACUUCGACUUAACAGAUGAAGUUUCCGUCCAUCUUAAAGACCAAAACACCAGUCGACAAGAAUGCUUUAAAUUGGACGGGUUUUAUGGGCAAGACGAAAACAACAUCGCAAGGAUUUACGAGAAAGAAGUCGAGCCUUUAAUUUCAGGGAUUUUCCAAGGCUGCAAUUCUACUAUCUUUGCUUAUGGCGCUACUGGUAGUGGCAAGACUUACACUAUGCAGGGGACUGAUUUGCAGCCAGGGUUGAUACAACUAGCCAUGUCUGCUAUACUAUCAAAGUGUGAAGCCACAGGAUGCAUUGCUGAGAUAUCAUAUUAUGAAGUUUAUUUAGAUAGGUGCUAUGAUCUUCUAGAGCUCAAAGCAAAUGAGAUUUCUGUGUUGGAUGAUAAAGAAGGGCAGAUACACCUUAAAGGACUAUCUCGUGUCUUGGUGACUUCAAUGUUCGAGUUCCAACAAGUCUUUGCUCGUGGCAUCCAGAGACGUAAAGUUUCUCAUACUGGUCUAAAUGAUGUUUCUAGCAGGAGCCAUGGGGUACUUGUAGUCACAGUAUCCAAACCUUCUGAUCAAGAACAAGAAGCGAGUGUUACCGGGAAGCUGAACCUUAUAGAUUUAGCAGGUAAUGAAGACAACAGAAGAUCUGGCAAUGAAGGAAUCAGGCUGCAAGAAAGUGCUAAGAUAAAUCAAUCACUGUUUGCUUUAUCCAAUGUCAUCUAUGCUUUGAACAACAACAAACCCUGGGUUCCAUACAGGGAGAGCAAGUUGACUCGCUUACUACAGGAUUCACUUGGAGGAACAAGUAGUGCACUGAUGGUAGCUUGUCUGAAUCCCGGGGAAUAUCAAGAGGCAGUUUAUACUGUUAGCUUAGCAGCUCGUUCACGAAAGGUCUCUAAUCUUGUUUCCUUGACACAAAAACAAGAAACUCCAAAGGUUAAGAUUGAUAUGGAAGCAAAAUUGCAAGCUUGGCUUGAGUCGAAAGGAAAGAUAAGAAGUUCUCAGAGAAAGGAUGCAUUCAGUUCUCCUUUUCACCUCAAGUCUCCUAGUAACCGCAGUUGUAUGAACAAACAAGCAGUAUUGCAUAGCUCCGUGAAGGAGAAAUCUGCAAGACAAAGAAUCACCAUUACGGACAGCUUCAUGUCUAUGCCCCCAAGUAAACUGUUUGAUGGUGAAGUAGCAUCUGAUUCUUUCCAAGAUGAUAGUGGUUGUGCUCAGGAAUUGCAAGAUUUUAAAAACUUAACACUAAGUGGAGAAAAUGAGGUUCAGAAAAUUCUGGUAGAUAAGCAAUCAAAUAGCAAUUUAGCAUCUCAAGAUUUGGUGAUCUCUGGACAUUGCUUAUCUGAGGUGAAGGAGGUUGUUGCUAACGAUAUAAAGCACCAUACAGUGAAUGCCACCAAAGUUGCAUCAGCAGCCUGUUUGCCUGAUGAGAGCUUGGAGAAAUAUGAGGAAAACAAUAAAGCUGGAAACUUCUGUCAAUUGCCGCCAAACAGGCUCCAUAUCAAUGGAUGUCAGAGUCCAACGAGGAUGGCUUUAACCCCAGUUAAUUCCAAUAUAACAAAAAUGACAAUUAAAGAAGUCUCAUCUAGAGAUGAUGUGCUUUCACUGCUCCUUGAUUCGGAUGCUCCAAAAACUCCUUUCAUUUUGAUGCGGGAAAAGUUUCAAGAUUGUAACACACCACUGGAUAGAUUUAAUGCUCGUACUUCCAAUUUAAAGAGCCAUCUAGUUCAGGAGUACAUUGAUUUCCUCAAUACCGCAACUAGGGAGGAGCUGGUGGAGCUCAAGGGCAUCGGAGUGAAGCGAGCAGAGUACAUCAUCGAGCUUAGAGAAAGCAGUCCCUUGAAAUCGCUGAGUGAUCUAGAGAAGAUUGGUCUUUCAUACAAGCAGGUGCAGCACUUGUUUAGCAAAGCUGCAAAGCGCGUCUUCGAAUGAAUGAACAUAUAAUGAGUUCAAGAUGUAGAGAAUGUUUACUGACUGACUUGUAAAGGGUAUUGUCUAUCUUUAUUUUAAUGUUUGUGUGUGAAAUGUUCUAUCUUUGAUUAUGUGUAAAAGGAUUCAGCUGUAUAUUUUUGGAAAAGCUCUUGAAGCACCCUCUGAGUAGUUUUUUGAUUCUCCCUUAUUUUUUUGAUUAUUCCUUAUUUUUUGAUCUUCUUGUAGACCCUCCGAGUAGUUUUUUUGUUGUGAAAACAAAGGGACUAAUGACUUUGGGUUGUACCAAGUCUGAAACCAAGUGGAUUUAUUUUUUGUUCCAUAUUAUCCCACUAUAUUUACUUUAUAAUAUACCUAGACGGUAAACCGUAAAACAUAGACUUUAAUUUAAACUUUUUCCAGAUAACGACCAGAAAAAAGUUCUACUUGC